Messenger RNA from Clunio marinus, 1598 nucleotides. Lineage: Eukaryota; Metazoa; Arthropoda; Insecta; Diptera; Chironomidae. The record is from the annotation of a GenBank genome assembly.
AUGUCUUCUCAGUAAAACUACGCUCGAACCUACUUUUCGUAAUUUUAUUUACCUAAAUAUCAUAAAGAAGUGUUUUGAAUAUAUACAAAAUAUUACCAACAAAUCAAUACUAUGCCACCAAAACAAAGAAAUAUUGCAAUGAUGGGAUAUCGCUCCGUAGGAAAAUCGUCUUUAAGUAUACAAUUUGUAGAAGGUCAAUUUGUUGAUUCUUAUGAUCCUACAAUAGAAAAUACUUUUACUAAAGUCACACGAAUAAAUAAUUCUGAUUAUGAAGUCAAACUUGUUGAUACAGCGGGGCAAGAUGAAUACAGUAUCUUUCCGGCUCAAUAUUCUAUGGAUUUUCAUGGAUACGUGCUCGUUUACUCGAUCACCAGCCAAAAAUCAUUUGAAGUUAUAAAAAUAAUUUAUGAAAAACUCAUAGAUGUGAUGGGAAAAGUAUAUGUUCCUAUUGUUCUUGUUGGAAAUAAAACCGAUUUACAUCAAGAACGUGCAGUAACAUUUGAUGAAGGUAAAAAAUUGGCAGAGUCAUGGAAGGCAACAUUUUUAGAAACAUCAGCAAAACAAAAUGAAUCAGUCGAUGAUAUCUUCCUGCAGUUGCUUCAACAUAUUGAAAAGGAUAAUAACGGAAGUAACCAGCAGUCAAAAACCAAUUGUCUUCUAUCAUAAUUGAACUUAAAGAGUGAAAUGUGUCAAGAGAGAACUUAAAAUUCAACAUUUUUCAACUAUUUAAUUUACAAUUUUUUAUGACAUUUCUAAUGUAUAUUAGCGAGUACAAAUUUGUUUGAGCUGCUGUAAAAUACAUAGAUUAACAAUAACCAAAUCUAGUUAAAAACCAGAAAUUAAUCAUUUCACGAAAAUCACACACAAGUUUUUGAUAUUUCUUUGAUGAAUGAAUUUAUAUGAUUUUAUACCUAUUUGUUGAAAUUUGUUGUAAUGAAAUUUUACACCUAAUGAAUUAAAAAAUCUCAUAUUCCAUGGUAAAUUUUAAAUAACUCUUGAAACUUUGAUGAGAAACAUCAAAUGUAUAAAUGUAUAAGCUACACACUAACGACAUUGAUUCAGAAUUUUGAAAAAAAAACUUUUUAUUUUAAUUUGAUGAAACAAUAGGAAACAUGAUUUUUGAACGUUUAUUUUUUAUAGGGGACACUAAAAAUUUAUGUUUUGAAAAAAAAAUCCCUACUACGUAAAGAAAUCUGCUUAUACGACUUUGAGACCGAAAUUUCCCCAAAAAGAAGGUACAGUAAACAAAAAAUUAUUUAACAAAAAAUUAAAUGGUUCAAAUAAAAUUCCCUAUCAUCCUGAGCUAUGCUGUCAUUUUUCAUUACCGUAAUUAUUUUUAUUUAUCUAGAAUCAUAAUUUUUAAUUCAAAGCCUAGGAAUGUAGGAACGUCUAUGACUUGUUCCUUCAUUUUUAUUAUUAUGGAAGCUUUCUUAUCAAAGGCAUAAAAUAUAGAACCCAGAAAAUAAUGCUUUUUUUUUAAGAAUUUCAUUUACCUGAUGCUUGUAAUGAAUUAUGCCAUUAAAAUUAAUAUUACUUUUGACCAGGAAAACUUUUCAAAUGCGCUUUAUAAAUAAAGUGAAAUUUUAUUUCAAUCUUGC